This is a messenger RNA of Laccaria bicolor S238N-H82, 843 nucleotides long. RefSeq names its product carbonic anhydrase. Lineage: Eukaryota; Fungi; Basidiomycota; Agaricomycetes; Agaricales; Hydnangiaceae. The record is from RefSeq and is a predicted model, not a curated record. The coding region runs from base 1 to 843 and encodes 280 amino acids. Gene Ontology annotation, molecular function: zinc ion binding; carbonate dehydratase activity. The transcript has 2 exons.
AUGCUUUUUCAAAACCCAACGUUCCUUGGCGCCAUCGCGUCGACUCUCCUUCUCUCCAACUCCUUCGUCAAAGGCGUCUGUCUGCACAACCACCUCCGUAAUCUCCAGGCAGGUCCUGGCUCUGUACCCAUCAGCAACUUCAGCUACCUCGGAGUCACCGGUCCUCUCGGCUGGGCAGGCCUUAACCCCGCAAACGUAAAAUGCUCAACAGCCAAUGUCCAGUCUCCCAUAAAUAUCGAGCACGGCGUCGUCCCACUCUCGAAGACCCAUCCGAAAAUAAGUAUCCCCAAUGUGAAGUCGGCGGAAUUUGAGAACCUGGGUUCGACGGUUGAGGUUGUGAUUAACGGGACUACGAUCUUUGAAGGCAAGACGUACAGCCUGAAGCAAUAUCAUUUCCAUACACCCGCAGAACACCUUAUCGACGCGCAAUUUUAUCCAAUGGAAGUGCAUUUCGUCAACGUCGCGUCUGACGGUUCUAUUCUCGUCCUCGCAGCCCUCUUCGAACUAUCCCUCACCGGAACCAACGCAAACCUCCUAGUCCCCCUCUCCGCUCCUCUCCAUGCCAUCACAGAACCAGGCAGCUCAACCACCACAGGCCCACUCUCCUUCUCCGACAUCACGAAUUUCUUCAACACUGUUCCCCUAUUCAAAUAUACCGGAUCGUUGACGAUACCUCCGUGCACUGACGGUGUCGUUUUCCUCGUCGCGAAUACUUUCCUACCGAUUACCCCGAAAGCGUUUUUGGAGUUUAAAAGUGUGUUGAAGUUCAAUGCGAGAUAUGUGCAGAAUGCGCCAGGGGAGGAGAAUUUGAUUGAGGUGGCUGCGGGUCAGUUUCCAAAGUAG